AUGUCGUUGCAACCCAAUAUGAACAGUCUGCUACACAACAUGCAUGCACAGAUUCAGGUUUUGACAAAUCAGCUCGCCAAGGUUCAGGCUGCCCCAGCAGCGGAACCUACGGUUGACCAAAAGUUCAACAAGAAAGUUGAGAUCAUCACUGACCCUGGCGCUUUUGAAGGAGAUAGGGCUCAAUUUGCCGAAUGGUGGAUCAAGCUCCAGAUUUGGAUCAAGGCAAAUUGGGGCACAUUUGCCGAUGCUUUUGAGAUAGCAACCGCUGAGUGCUACACGGUGGGUGUGUGGCCUACCUGGGACAAUCUCAAGGGAAACAUAAGGAUGGAUGAUUAUGUUACCUGGUUCCUGGCCCUCUCCAUCCAAGGAGGGCUUGGUAAUGAACACGCAGUAGAACUGCUGGAACGCAAUGUGAACCCCCGCAUUGCCGAACAGAUCUAUCUGCAGGACACCCAAAGCAACAACCUAGCCCUGGCGGCUGAGGAAGUUCGCCGAGUUGCUAGAGCCAUGGAGCUCUAUGUGAUGCAUCAAGGUGGCAGGCCCACCACCAAAAACAACCAAUCCAGAGGCACCCCGGGUCAUCAAACCACCAUAAUCACUCUCACGGGUUCAAGCUGUUCGGGCUGCAGCCAGGACAGGGUGCUCCUAUGGAUAUCGGCGCCAUCCAAGGCAGACAGAUGCGCAGAUUCAAGGGCAACUGUUACAACUGUGGCCAAGAAGGACACAUGGCGCCAGGCAUGCCAAUUAGAAACUGAAAAGCCGGACAAUCAGCUCAAUACUCUGGCUGGUUGUUUGUACGACAAAAUCCGGGCUUUCUUCUAUGACCAGCAGGUCAACAAAAUGAAAGCUCAGGGAAAAGAGUUCAGAGCUUAG
Messenger RNA from Serpula lacrymans var. lacrymans S7.9, 873 nucleotides. RefSeq lists its product as uncharacterized. Lineage: Eukaryota; Fungi; Basidiomycota; Agaricomycetes; Boletales; Serpulaceae. The transcript has 4 exons. The coding region runs from base 1 to 873 and encodes 290 amino acids. The record is from RefSeq and is a predicted model, not a curated record.